This is a messenger RNA of Dermatophagoides pteronyssinus (European house dust mite), 431 nucleotides long. RefSeq names its product ATP-citrate synthase (gene ATPCL). Gene Ontology annotation, cellular component: cytosol. Gene Ontology annotation, molecular function: ATP citrate synthase activity. Gene Ontology annotation, biological process: citrate metabolic process; acetyl-CoA biosynthetic process; fatty acid biosynthetic process. Lineage: Eukaryota; Metazoa; Arthropoda; Arachnida; Sarcoptiformes; Pyroglyphidae. The record is from RefSeq and is a predicted model, not a curated record.
AUGUGUUUCUUUCUUGUAAUUACUGGUGUUAUACUUUAUUGUCUAUUUCGACCCGGUGUUGAUGAAGAUGAACAGAAAAUUCAGGAAAAUCUCUUUUUUCUUGCUCUCUCUGUGUGUGAUUUGUUUGGUCACUUUAAAACAUUAACAUCAUCAUCAUCGAGUCGAAGAAAAAAAAGAAAAAUCAUCGUGGUAGUAGCAGCAUCAGGUUGUAAAGAUUAUUUCAUAACAAGUGAACAACAAAACAAUUUUGUUUGUUUUUUUUCCUGUUUGGUUCUGUGGGGAUCAUCCAUUCUGGAGAAAUUAACCAUAAAUCAUCGUAGUUGUUGUUGUUCAAACAAACCAGACCACCAAAGAACAAAAAAUAAAAUAAAUUAAAUUUAAAAAAAAAUGUCAGCAAAAGCUAUAUGUGAAGCAACCGGUAAAGAUUUACU